This is a messenger RNA of Prunus armeniaca (apricot), 729 nucleotides long. The record is from the annotation of a GenBank genome assembly. NCBI's taxonomy places the organism in Eukaryota, Viridiplantae, Streptophyta, Magnoliopsida, Rosales, Rosaceae.
AUGUGGGAGUCGAUUUAUUUUCUGGUGCUGAUUUGGGAGAAGCUGGGCAUUGAGAUUCAGAAAGACCGAGCUCGAGGCCUUCUAGGCCCAUCACAGAAGACAUACAUUGAGAAGGAAUGCAACUUUGGAUAUGGAAAGAAGGUUCUGAGGUACCUACAGAGAACAAAGGCUUAUAUGUUGAUAUACAGAUGCACAGAAAAUUUAGAGCUUGUUGGUUAUGCUGAUGCGAAUCUUGGAAAAGCAGAGGAUGAUUACAUCUCUACUUCAGGUUUUCUUUUCAAGAUGGCACGAGUAGCUGUUGCUUGGAAGAGUGCUAAACAAACUAGUGUUUCGAGUUCAACCAUGUUUUCAGAAUACAUAGCUUGCUAUGAAGCCACUUCGCAUGCAAUAUGGCUGAGGAAUUUUAUUAAAGACAUUAAGGUGGUGGACUCGAUUUCUAAACCAAUACAGAUAUAUAAUGACAACACUGCGGCUGUUUUUCACUGCAUGAACAACAAGAUGUCGUCUAGACUUCAGCAUAUUGACAGAAAGUAUUUGAUAGUGAAGGAGAAGAUAGCGGACAAACUAGUUAGGUUUGAUCAUAUUAGAACUCAAGAUAUGAUUGCAGAUCCGUUCACAAAGUUUUUGCCUUCAGAAGCUUUUCUGAGACAUGUUGAGAGCAUGGGACUUUUCUUAGCUUUGAUGCUACAAUCUAGUAGGAGUCUUAUUCCCAUUAUGAUAUUUUACUAG